AUGCCUCUCAUAACAACCAGUCCCAAAUCCCGAAUCAUACUCGGUCUCAUGAACUUCGGACCUGACCCCUCCACCGGCGCACGUAUAACCUCAUUAGAUGAAUACAACACCCUUCUUGACCAUUUUCAAGCCGCUGGGUUACAAUUUGAGACGAGUUUGAAGGAGUUAGGGACCAAUUGUGUGGAUAUAUUUUACUUGCAUGCUGCUGAUCGCGCAACACCAUUCACAGAUACAUUGGCAGUUCUCGAUAAGCUUCACAAACAGGGCAAAUUCGUCCGCCUGGGUCUUUCCAACUUCACAGCUUUUGAAGUCUCGGAAAUAGUCAUGCAUUGCAAAUACAACAAUUGGGUGCGUCCGACGGUCUACCAAGGAAUGUACAACGCCAUAACUCGUUCUCUCGCCUCAGAACUCAUCCCCUGCUGCAAACGCUACGGGAUUUCCGUCGUCAUAUACAACCCUAUUGCAGGAGGUCUUUUUUCAGGCGCCUAUAAAUCUUCAGAGAUCCCGACCAGUGGACGCUACAGCGAUGCCGUGGGAAAAUUGGGCGAAAUGUACAGAAAACGCUAUUGGAAAGAAUCGAACUUCUCCGCAUUAAAAAUGAUCGAACCCGUUGUCCAAAAGCACAAUUUGACAAUGGUAGAGACAGCACUACGGUGGUGCAUACAUCACAGCGCACUUAACGUAUUGGAUGGCGAUGAUGGGAUUAUUAUGGGCGCAAGUAGUGUUGAGCAAUUAGAUUCGAACUUGAAGGACUGUGAGAAGGGACCCUUGCCUGAAGAGGUGUUGAAGGUUUUGGAUGAGGCGUGGAUGGUUUGUAAGGCGGAUACACCGGAUUAUUGGCAUUUAGAUUUGAAGUAUAGUUAUGAUACUAGAAAGGCUCUUUUUGGUGUAUAG
Messenger RNA from Sclerotinia sclerotiorum 1980 UF-70, 894 nucleotides. RefSeq lists its product as hypothetical. The record is from RefSeq and is a predicted model, not a curated record. The coding region runs from base 1 to 894 and encodes 297 amino acids. NCBI's taxonomy places the organism in Eukaryota, Fungi, Ascomycota, Leotiomycetes, Helotiales, Sclerotiniaceae. The transcript is spliced from 3 exons.